UCACUCGCAGCACCUUGUUCAACUUAAGCGACUACAGUUACAGCGUUUUAGGGAUCAGAUUCAGAUGCUAUGAGCCUUCACCCCCGUCACUCUCGGCCGGUGGCCACCGCUCCUCCUGAGGAGGACGAGCCCUACAACAUCAUCCCAGUCCACAACCUCCUCGUGGACCACCCCUCCCUCCGCUUCCCGGAGGUCCGCGCCGCCGUCGCGGCCAUCAAAGCCGUCGGAGACCUCCGGCGUCCGCCAUUCGCGCAAUGGCUCCCUCACUUUGACCUCCUCGAUUGGCUCGCCCUCUUCUUCGGGUUCCAGAAAGAUAAUGUCCGCAACCAGCGUGAGCACCUUGUCCUCCACCUCGCCAACGCUCAGAUGCGCCUUACUCCGCCGCCGGACAACAUUGACACACUCGAUGCCACCGUCCUCCGCCGCUUUCGCAAAAAGCUCCUCAAGAACUACACCUCCUGGUGCUCCUACCUUGGCAAGAAGUCCAACAUCUGGAUCUCCGAUCGCCAGCGCGGCGGCGACCCCUCCGCCCAACGGCGAGAACUCCUCUAUGUGUGCCUCUACCUCCUUAUCUGGGGCGAGGCUGCAAAUCUGCGGUUUGUACCGGAGUGCAUCUGUUACAUCUUCCAUAACAUGGCGAAUGAACUGAACAGAAUCUUGGAAGAUUACAUCGAUGAGAACACGGGGCAGCCUGUGAUGCCUUCGGUUUCUGGUGAGAAUGCUUUCCUGAACUUUGUGGUGAAGCCUAUCUAUGAGACAAUUAGACGUGAGGUGGAUAGUAGUAGGAAUGGGACUGCUCCUCAUGCUGAUUGGAGGAACUAUGAUGAUAUCAAUGAGUAUUUUUGGAGUAGGAGGUGUUUUGAGAAGCUCAAGUGGCCUAUUGAUAUUGGGAGUAACUUCUUUGUGACGGGAAGUGGGGGGAAGCGUGUGGGUAAGACUGGGUUUGUUGAACAGAGGUCGUUUUGGAAUCUGUUGAGGAGUUUUGAUAGGCUUUGGGUGAUGUUGAUUUUGUUUCUUCAGGCUGCUAUCAUUGUGGCUUGGGAGGGGAGGACUUAUCCUUGGCAAGCUUUGGAGGAAAGGACUGUGCAGGUCAGGGUUUUGACCAUUUUCUUCACUUGGAGUGGUAUGAGGUUUGUUCAAUCUUUGCUUAAUAUAGGGAUGCAAUACAAAUUGGUGUCAAGGGAGACAAUGGGGCUUGGAGUAAGGAUGGUGAUGAAAAGUAUUGUCUCUGCCGGGUGGAUUGUUGUGUUUGGCAUAUUUUAUGGGAGGAUAUGGACGCAGAGAAACCAUGAUAGACGGUGGUCGCCCGCAGCAGAUAGGCGGGUGGUAAACUUUCUGGAGGUUGUGUGUGUUUUCAUCAUUCCGGAGCUUCUAGCCUUAGCCCUUUUCAUAAUUCCUUGGAUUAGAAAUUUUGUUGAGAACACAAAUUGGAGGAUUUUUUAUAUGUUAUCAUGGUGGUUCCAGAGCAGAAGUUUUGUUGGUCGGGGUUUGAGAGAAGGUCUUGUAGACAACAUUAAGUAUUCAUUAUUUUGGGUGGUGGUACUAGCCACAAAGUUUUGUUUUAGUUACUUUUUGCAGAUCAAACCCAUGAUUGCUCCUACAAAGGCAGUGUUGGACCUUAAGAAUGUUAAUUAUCAAUGGCAUGAGUUUUUGCAUAACAGCAACCGGUUUGCUGUUGGGUUGCUGUGGCUUCCAGUUGUUUUGAUUUAUCUAAUGGAUAUACAGAUUUGGUAUUCAAUAUAUUCAUCUUUUGUUGGGGCCGCUGUUGGGUUGUUUGCACACUUGGGUGAGAUUCGAAAUAUACAACAGUUGAAAUUGAGGUUCCAGUUUUUUGCUAGUGCAAUUCAGUUUAAUCUCAUGCCAGAGGAGCAAUUGUUGAAUGCUAGAGGAACGUUGAAAAGCAAGUUUAAGGAUGCCAUCCACAGGUUGAAGCUUAGGUAUGGGCUUGGUCGGCCCUAUAAGAAGCUUGAGUCUAAUCAAGUUGAGGCCAACAAGUUUGCUUUGAUAUGGAAUGAGAUUAUUAUGUGUUUUAGGGAGGAGGAUAUUAUCUCUGACAAAGAGUUGGAGCUGUUGGAGCUGCCACAGAACUCUUGGAAUGUUAGGGUUAUCCGCUGGCCAUGUUUUCUUCUCUGCAAUGAGUUAUUGCUGGCACUCAGUCAGGCCAAAGAACUAGUGGAUGAUACUGAUAAGAGGCUUUGGAAUAAGAUAUGCAAUAAUGAGUAUAGACGCUGUGCUGUCAUUGAAGCAUAUGAUAGUGUCAAGCACUUACUUCUUGAGAUUAUCAGAUCCAAUAGUGAAGAGCAUUCUAUUGUGACUGUUCUGUUUCAGGAAAUCGAUCACUCUCUUGAGAUUGAGAAAUUCACUAAAACAUUCAAAACAACAGAACUGCCUCAGCUCCACAGCAAGUUGAUAAAACUUGUCGAGUUAUUAAACAAGCCCAUUAAGGAUCUGAACCAAGUGGUGCAUACCCUUCAGGCCCUUUAUGAGAUUGCUAUCCGAGAUUUUUUCAAGGAAAAAAGAAACCCUAUUCAGCUAAAGGAGGAUGGUUUGGCUCAACAUAAUCCUGCUUCUGGUCUACUGUUUGAGAAUGCAAUUCAGUUGCCUGACACCAACAAUGAGAACUUCUAUCAGCAGGCGCGGCGCUUGCACACAAUUCUCACCUCUAGGGAUUCAAUGCAAAACAUCCCAAUAAAUCUAGAAGCUAGACGAAGGAUUGCUUUUUUCAGUAACUCACUUUUUAUGAAUAUGCCCCAUGCUCCCCAAGUUGAGAAAAUGAUGGCUUUUAGUGUUCUAACACCUUACUAUAAUGAAGAAGUGUUAUUCAGCAAAGAGCAGCUAAAAACUGAGAAUGAAGAUGGGAUUUCAAUCCUGUACUAUUUGCAGACUAUAUAUGAUGAUGAGUGGAAGAAUUUUAUGGAGAGGAUGCAUCGGGAGGGGAUGUCAAAAGACAGUGAUAUUUGGAGUGAUAAACUUAGAGAUUUGAGGCUCUGGGCUUCCUGCAGAGGCCAGACACUAUCACGGACAGUUAGAGGAAUGAUGUACUACUAUCGGGCCCUCAAGAUGUUGGCUUUUCUGGAUUCUGCAUCAGAAAUGGAUAUUAGAGAAGGCUCGCAUGAACUUGUUUCAAUGAGGCGAGAUAAUUUAGAAAGUUUCAACUCUGUACAGUCACCUUCCUCUAAGAGUUUAAGUAGAGCGAGCAGUUCAGUAAGUUUAUUAUUCAAAGGCCAUGAGAACGGGACUGCUUUAAUGAAAUUCACAUAUGUGGUUGCUUGCCAGAUAUAUGGAACUCAGAAGUCAAAAAAGGAUCCUCAUGCUGAUGAAAUUCUCUAUCUAAUGAAAAACAAUGAGGCCCUUCGAGUUGCCUACGUUGAUGAGAAAACCACUGGAAGAGAUGAGAUGGAGUAUUACUCUGUUCUUGUUAAGUAUGAUCAACAGAUGCAGAAGGAGGUGGAAAUUUACCGAGUGAAGUUGCCUGGUCCCUUGAAGCUUGGGGAAGGAAAGCCAGAAAAUCAAAACCAUGCCAUCAUCUUCACUCGCGGUGAUGCAGUUCAGACUAUUGAUAUGAAUCAGGACAACUACUUUGAGGAGACACUUAAAAUGCGAAAUCUCUUGGAAGAAUACAAGCAUUACUAUGGUAUCCGGAAACCCACUAUUUUGGGAGUUAGGGAACACAUUUUUACUGGUUCUGUUUCCUCUCUUGCAUGGUUCAUGUCAGCUCAGGAAACAAGUUUUGUCACCUUAGGACAGAGGGUUUUGGCAAAUCCUUUGAAAGUUAGAAUGCAUUAUGGUCAUCCAGACGUGUUUGACAGGUUUUGGUUCUUAACUCGAGGUGGGAUCAGUAAAGCUUCCCGAGUGAUCAACAUAAGUGAGGAUAUUUUUGCUGGCUUUAAUUGUACUCUCCGUGGAGGUAAUGUCACACACCAUGAAUACAUUCAGGUUGGAAAGGGAAGGGAUGUUGGGUUGAAUCAAGUAUCAAUGUUUGAAGCAAAGGUUGCCAGUGGAAAUGGGGAGCAAAUCCUAAGCAGAGAUGUGUACAGAUUGGGUCAUAGGCUGGAUUUUUUCCGGAUGCUGUCAUUCUUCUACACUACUGUUGGGUUCUUCUUCAACACGAUGAUGGUGGUUCUGACUGUGUAUGCAUUUUUAUGGGGUCGACUAUAUCUUGCACUUAGUGGUGUUGAGAAUGCGAUGGAAAGUAACAGCAAUAAUAAUAAAGCACUUGGUACUAUAUUGAAUCAGCAGUUCAUCAUUCAACUUGGACUUUUCACUGCCCUUCCAAUGAUUGUAGAGAAUUCCCUUGAGCAUGGGUUCCUUCAAGCUAUCUGGGAUUUCUUGACAAUGCAGCUCCAGCUCUCAUCAGUAUUUUACACAUUCUCUAUGGGUACCCGUAGUCAUUUCUUCGGCCGGACUGUACUGCAUGGUGGGGCAAAAUAUCGAGCUACUGGUCGUGGUUUUGUUGUAGAGCACAAGAGUUUUGCUGAAAACUAUAGACUCUACGCCCGGAGCCAUUUUGUUAAAGCAAUUGAAUUGGGGCUAAUACUUAUAAUUUAUGCAAAAUACAGUCCUGUUGCAACUGACACAUUUGUUUAUAUAGCCAUGACCAUCACUAGUUGGUUCUUAGUUGCAUCAUGGAUUAUGACUCCUUUUGUGUUCAAUCCUUCUGGCUUUGAUUGGUUAAAAACUGUUUAUGAUUUUGAUGACUUUAUGAACUGGAUUUGGUACAGUGGAAGUGUGUUUGCCAAAGCUGAACAGAGCUGGGAAAGGUGGUGGUAUGAAGAGCAGGAUCAUCUAAAGGUAACUGGCCUUUGGGGAAAGCUUAUGGAGAUUAUCUUAGACCUUCGAUUCUUCUUUUUCCAGUAUGGAAUUGUCUAUCAAUUAGGAAUUGCUGCUGGAAGUACCAGUAUUGCUGUUUACUUGUUAUCUUGGAUUUAUUUGUUGGUUGUAUCUUUGAUUUAUGCGGUGGUAGUGUAUGCCCGGAACAAAUAUGCUGCCAAAGAACAUAUCUAUUAUCGGCUGGUUCAGUUCCUUGUCAUAAUUCUUGGAAUACUUGUGAUAGUUGCUUUGCUGGAAUUCACUCAAUUCAAAUUUGUGGAUGUUUUUACAAGCCUCUUGGCAUUCAUUCCUACUGGCUGGGGCCUGUUAUUGAUUGCCCAAGUAUUCAGGCCAUUUUUGCAGUCCACUAUCUUUUGGAAUGGUGUUGUUUCAGUAGCUCGUCUGUAUGAUAUAAUGCUUGGAGUCAUUGUCAUGGUCCCUGUGGCACUACUAUCUUGGUUGCCUGGGUUUCAGAAUAUGCAAACCCGAAUUCUUUUCAAUGAAGCAUUCAGCAGGGGUCUCCGGAUAUUCCAAAUUGUUACAGGAAAAAAAUCUCAAAGUUGACUGUGGCUCAAGGAUUGACCUUGCAAAGGUUUGUAGAGAGGCUGUGGAAGACGAGAGGCUAAAAUUUGCUUUGUUUCCCAAAUUUUCCUCUUGUUAUGUGAGGGUUAUUGUUGGAGUUAGUGGCUGUGAUUAUAUUUUGUUUCUGAUCGAGGAAAUGGGAGAAUAUUAUUAUUUUUGCUUUCCUUUGAUAACCAUAUUAUUGUAAUUAGUCAAUUCUCACUUUUAAAAUUAUUUUUGGUCGCUGAUCUUGUGGUUAUGUGUGCUCUUACAUCCUUGGCAGAAAACGGCUUAUUG
This is a messenger RNA of Gastrolobium bilobum, 5667 nucleotides long. RefSeq names its product callose synthase 12-like. Gene Ontology annotation, cellular component: 1,3-beta-D-glucan synthase complex; plasma membrane. The record is from RefSeq and is a predicted model, not a curated record. Lineage: Eukaryota; Viridiplantae; Streptophyta; Magnoliopsida; Fabales; Fabaceae. Gene Ontology annotation, biological process: (1->3)-beta-D-glucan biosynthetic process. The coding region runs from base 70 to 5373 and encodes 1767 amino acids. Gene Ontology annotation, molecular function: 1,3-beta-D-glucan synthase activity. The transcript is spliced from 2 exons.